Messenger RNA from Adineta steineri, 732 nucleotides. The record is from the annotation of a GenBank genome assembly. NCBI's taxonomy places the organism in Eukaryota, Metazoa, Rotifera, Eurotatoria, Adinetida, Adinetidae.
AUGCAUGAUUCAACAGAUCGUCAUACAAAUUCUUUAUCAUCAAUCAUGUCAGCAAGUCCAAAUCGUUUAUUAAAUAUUCAUCAAACAAAAAUAAGUCGACCAGCGCAACAACAAAAUCUUGCAAAAAAAUUAAAAGUUAAUCAUAUGAAUGGUGUACGACCAACAUCGUCUCAAGAAGGAAAUUCAACUGUACGCAGUUCGAAAAAUGAUACAUCAUUACGAUGUCCAUUAAGACAAACGUUACCAAUAUUUAAACAACCUGUAACGUAUUAUCCAACACAACGUGAUGAAGUUAAACCACAAAUAACUAAUUCAACGAAUCAAACAACAGCAAAUAAUACGACGGGUGGAAAACCAAGUGAAAAAACGAAACCAAGACAACUUUUUUGGGAAAAACGUUUUCAAAAUCUUCGACCAAUGGAUAUUGAUGGACAACCUUUUGAACAUUUUAAAUUACCCGAACAAAUAAAAGGUGUUGGUCUUGACAUGUCGCCUGAAACGGUUGUCAUUAGUCUUGCAACAUCUCUUCAUUUAUAUAGUAAUUCUCGUGCAUUAUUUGGUCAAAAUAAACAAUUUCAAAAAAAUCCGACUAUUUAUGUUCAACGUGAUCAACCAUUAAUUGAACAUGUUACAAUUACAGAUGAACACAUUCGCGCACAAGAAGAAAAAGUCAACGAAUUACGUCGACGUAUUCAACAAACAAUGCGCAGUGAUGUUAAAAUGGAAUCAUAA